Phytophthora infestans T30-4 is the source of this 1278-nucleotide messenger RNA. RefSeq lists its product as uncharacterized. Gene Ontology annotation, molecular function: protein binding. The record is from RefSeq and is a predicted model, not a curated record. The transcript has 2 exons. The coding region runs from base 1 to 1278 and encodes 425 amino acids. NCBI's taxonomy places the organism in Eukaryota, Oomycota, Peronosporomycetes, Peronosporales, Peronosporaceae. Gene Ontology annotation, cellular component: nucleus.
AUGCUUCAAUUCCACGAGGUGGUCGACGCGCGAAAGGGUCGCUGCAACGUGGCCUCCGUCGCGCUACGAGCAGGUUCAUGUGUGCUACGCACACCUGCCUUCUGCGCCGUGUCCUCUUCUUCCUGUGGCUGGUGUUUCGCGCCCCAAUUGUCUCUCCAGCGCUGCACAGGCUGCCGUCAAGUUCAAUACUGUUCUCGCAGGUGUCAAAAGCUCGACUGGUCGCAGCAUCGGCGCGAAUGUCAGGCCUGGCGCUCUAUUCCAGUAGACGCUACUUUACCCACUGUUUUGCUAGUAUGUCGUCUAGCUGCCAAGCUCUUUCUGAGCUCUAAAGUCGACCAAGAAGACAAGAAUCGCAUACUAAACCUACGCCAUCACUUGGACGACCACACGGCGCCUAAGCAGCAACAGUUCUGUGAAACGACGCCGUUAGUGCACCUUCUUUUAUCCGAAUAUAAAGUAGAUAAACAGGAGCAGACUCCGAGCUUCGCAGAGCUCCAAGAAUCUUUAAAGCCAGAGAUACUGAAACUCUUUGGACAAGUCAGCUGCAACGGCUUCUCGAUCAUGAACGGCGUGACCAACGAGCCUGUAGGCAUCGGGUUAUUCCUCCAAGGAUCGAUGUUUAAUCACGACUGCGAUCCGAACUGUGUCGUGAGCUUUCAAGGCCAAGAAAUGAAUGUUCACGUGAUCAAGGACGUUAAAGAGGGUCAAGAACUUACAAUCUCGUACGUCGAGGUACUGCAGUCGACCAAGAAGAGACAAAAGAUACUGAAAGACUCGUACUUCUUCGAGUGUCAAUGCUCUCGGUGUACGACGGAGACGACAGACGACUGGUAUCUGGAUGGGCUACAGUGCGGUAACAAAGGCUGCCCAACCGGUGUCGUGGAGAUUAAUAGUUACGAACAAGAGCUGCAGACACUUGAAAAGCUACCAGCUAACUGCGAAGAAGACAAGUGGAAAAAGUAUCAGCAAAUGUGGGAAAUCGCCACGAGAAGACUGAAGCUGCAUCCUCGGAGCUCACGAGCUGCUGUGCUGGCUCGUGACAUCAGUAACUUCCUGACCGACGCGUCGUCUGUGGAGUUACAGCAGCAAGCUCUCCCAUUCUGCUUCGCAGAGCUACACACCGUGGAGUGGCUGCUACCAAAGACAAAUCUACCUUUUCGAGGCAGCAUAAAGGCCCAGAUAGGCAAACUCUUGUUGGGAGGCAUCGCGUCGUCUGUAGAUCGAGCUGAGCAGCUGCAACAAGCUACGAAACACCUUCAAGAAGCGCUGUCAGUGUAA